Messenger RNA from Biomphalaria glabrata, 1976 nucleotides. RefSeq names its product F-box only protein 7-like. The record is from RefSeq and is a predicted model, not a curated record. The coding region runs from base 380 to 1897 and encodes 505 amino acids. Gene Ontology annotation, molecular function: protein kinase binding. Lineage: Eukaryota; Metazoa; Mollusca; Gastropoda; Planorbidae. Gene Ontology annotation, biological process: autophagy of mitochondrion; positive regulation of autophagy of mitochondrion. The transcript is spliced from 14 exons.
UAGAUUAGUCAAGGGAGAUCAAUCUGCUUAAUUUGUAACUUUGUCAACAACAUCACCAUGUCGCCCGGUUCAUGUAUCUGAACACCCAAACUGUAUACUAUUGAGAAACAAAUUCAUUAAAACUAGCUGCCUGGUCAUGCAGUAUGCGCGCUGGACUGUCUUUCUGACUUGUCGAUGGUCCUUGGCUCAUACCCUGGCCACUGCCAUCCCCUUAUAUCCUGCAGGAGGUUUGGACUAGGAAGUAGAUCAUCUUCAACUCUGAGGGAACAACUGAAACAUCUUACAAACAUUUACAAAACAAUAGAGGAUUUUAUUAUUUUUUAUCAUUUUACAGCAAAUGUGAUAAACAAACUAUAAGGUCAUUCAAACACCAGCUACAAUGAAAGUCAAAGUUAAACUAGAUAGAGAAAGUCAGUUAGUAGAUCUAGGGGACAGAUCUGCAGCUUCAAUAACACUUUCAGAAUUACAGUCAUCUGUUGCGCAAUUGUUUCAUUUGGAAAAUCAACCUUUUCAUCUGAGUCUAAAUAAAAGUGAUGUUCUGGAAGAUGAGAAUAGAAAUUUAAGUGAAUUUGGCAUCGUUUCGGGUGAUUUACUGCACAUUAUUGGAUCAGAUUUGCUUCAGGCCAUGACAACUGACCAGGACAGAAGAGCCAGGCCUCAGCCCUUAAGUUCUCUCUCAAGUCAAGUUGACCCUGACCCUCAUGUUCCACUUGUGACAUCCUCCUCGUCUAUUAGUUUGAGUGAACCAUCAGUUACAGGGUCAGCAAUGGUCAUAAGCUCCCCUGAGGAUAUCGAACUUGAGGAUUCCUCAGAGGCAAAAAGAUGUAAAUUUGAAUAUAAUUCUUCUGAGAUCAACAGGUUUUUACAUGAACCAUUGGUGAUCCAGGAAUCUACAGGAACUCAGGUGCCUGUUCUCUUAGAGCAGCUGUACACGACAACCAACUGCUCAUGCACCACUGAUGCAUUAUGGGUUGUCCUUCAUGCCCUCAUGCUAGAGUCUGGCUUCUUACCUGAUGAGGAUAUAGAGAUGACAACUAUGCCAAGCAAUUACAAAAAGUCAGGCUACUACAUUUCCUCUUACAAGUACUCUGUGUCACAAGAUAUAGUCAGAGGCUGUGUUAUGAUUGGGGUCACCAUGGCCACAUCAAUAGUUGUACAUGCUUAUCCAAAGGAAGAGUCAGACUUUAAAACACAGCAUCUGCAGCUCAAGACUACCGACUUUAUUACGUCAUUGUCACAAGAUGCACCAGAAACAUACCGAGCUCUGGACAGAUUGUCUAGGCUAUUUAUAGACACUAUAAGUCUACCAUUGACUAAUGAACUGAUCACAGCUUCAGGAUUUCCAGAGAGACAGGGAUUAUUAGCACUACCAUACACAGUGAAGUUAAAAAUUCUCUCCUUUCUUGGGGCCAGAAGCCUGUGUCGUCUAGGACAGACUUGCCAAGAGUUGUCUGGUGUGUAUAAAGAUAAAAACUUGUGGAGACUUCAGUACAUCAGAGAUUUUGGAAAACCGUCUGACACAAAUCUGAACAAAAAUUGGUUUGAGCUAUACAAGGAGCAACGGAUUAGAAGAAACAGCGAGUUGGAAGCAAGAAGGCGAAUAUUUCACGUUGAUGCCACUGAUCCACCGUGGGGGUUCCCAGGAGGCACAGGUCCUUUUAGACCUUUUAAUCCAGGUCUGCCUUUUCCAAGGAUGUUAGGCGGAGACUAUGACCUGAAUCCUGAAUUCACCGCAGGACUUCCUGGCCUAUUCAACAACACAAGACCUCCAUUACAGCUGCACACCAUCCCACUACCAAACCGUGGCUUGAACGGCAUUGACCCACUUCAAAGAGCUCACAGUAGCAAUCUGGCAGGAUCACCAUUCUCAAAUAAUUUUCAUCUGCCUUUUAUGUAAGCUAACCAACGCUCUGAUACUGUUGUGAGAGUCCAAUUGUACAGCCAUUAAAAAUAAAUUAUACAAUUUUACACUCUAA